GCCGACAAUUACGGGAGCUUACGUGGGUCCCUCCACUUUUAUAUUCACUCACUACACUCUUCUCUCAUUCUUCACUUAUCCUGUGUUUCGUUCGGUGUGUUCAUGGCUUCUUCUUCUUCUUCUUCCGCCUCUCGCGAGGGACACUACAGAGGGGUAAGGAAGCGACCAUGGGGACGCUACGCCGCUGAAAUACGCGACCCUUGGAAGAAGACACGUGUCUGGCUCGGUACAUUCGAUACUCCCGAGGAGGCUGCGCUGGCCUACGACGGCGCCGCUCGUUCUCUCCGCGGAGCAAAGGCCAAAACCAACUUCCCUCCGGCGCCCACUCUCUGCCUCGACCUCAACGCUCCCUCCUCCGAUCAUCCUUGGUCAUCGCUCCCCUCACGCGGUCUCGUCCUCACCGAGUUUCUUCACACCGGCGUUCUCAAAGAUAUCACCGCCGUCGAUCCACCUCAUCCUCCGCCGCCCGCGCCGGCUACUUACAGCCGUAGUGUUGGUGUCGGAGCCGGGCCUCAGGUGACGGAGAGUUCCCCGACGGCGUCGCUUUUGGGUCUGGUUCGGCGCGGGAUCCCCAUCGACUUGAACGAGCCUCCACCGUUGUGGCUAUGAGUCCUAACUCUCUAUAUUGUAGGUUUUGCACGGCGUCGUUUUGCGC
Abrus precatorius (Indian licorice) is the source of this 655-nucleotide messenger RNA. Its product is annotated as ethylene-responsive transcription factor 12. Lineage: Eukaryota; Viridiplantae; Streptophyta; Magnoliopsida; Fabales; Fabaceae. Gene Ontology annotation, biological process: regulation of DNA-templated transcription. Gene Ontology annotation, molecular function: DNA binding; DNA-binding transcription factor activity. The transcript has a single exon. The record is from RefSeq and is a predicted model, not a curated record. The coding region runs from base 103 to 609 and encodes 168 amino acids.